AUGGGGCAAGGCCUGCCAAAAGCAGUGACUUCCAUAGCGCUGGAGAGAGAUGCUGGGCCUUUGUUCCAAGUGGGAAUAGCUGAGAUGAAUGGCUGGAGGCCAACGAUGGAGGAUGCCCACGUGUCUGUCAUGCGGGAUAGCUGGGGUUUCUUCGGCGUUUUCGACGGUCAUGGUGGCCAACAAUGCUCCUCUUUCGUGGCGAAACGGCUGACUGAGGAGCUAAGUUCACAACCGCUUCCAGCAGACGAUGCCACAGUGAAGUCACUCAUGCUCCGAAUAGACCAAGAGUUUCUGGAUGCCAAGCAGCCCAGCGGCUCGACCGGGACCUUUGCCUUUGUGGUUCCAUCUGCUGAGCAAGUCUUGCUUAGAGUCGGCAACAUUGGUGACAGUCGAGUCUUGCUAGGGAAGGCAGAUGGCUCCAUGGUUGAAGGUCCUGGGACUGACGGUGGACUCACCACCGAUCACAAACCGGACAACAAGGUUGAAGAAGAAAGGAUACGACGGACUGGUGGACAUGUUCAGACGGUGAUGGGGGUCGCCCGUGUGAACGGUGAUCUUGCCGUGAGUCGAGCUUUUGGUGACGCGCAGCACAAACAGACGGGUGGCCCUGCACAGGAGGAUCACCCUGUCUCAGCUGAGCCAGAAUUCACCACAGUAACUUGUGACCAUUCUGACUUUCUCCUCCUCGUCUGCGAUGGCAUAUCGGAGGGCAAUUUCCCGAACAGGGAUGUUGUGCGGUUAGCAGCAGAAGAGCUGCGGUCCAAAGAACCAGAACAGGCCGCUGCAGCCGUCUGCCGAAAAGCUUUGGAGUCUGGCUCAAUGGACAACCUCUCCUGCAUGAUCGUGCUGUUUCGAGGGAAAGAACCACCAGCAAACGGAGCAAGAAAGGAGCUCUGGCCUGGGCCUUUCAGCGAGCCAACUCAUGGAGCUUUCAGAAAGGCUUAUGCGGCCAUGGCAACUCGUGCUGGCACAUCCCUGGAAGCUGCAGUGGAGCAGAGAUACACAAUUGCUUCUCGUCAAGCGCGUGAGAUGAGCCUGACCUCCAGCCAACAAAAGAAGGACGAUUCACAUCCUGAGAAGAGCACCGAGUCCGCGAGUGGGCAAGAGUCUUUGGCAACGCUGCUGUGGACUACGCGGAAGGGCCCCGAGCAGGAUAGCCAGGAUCCUGCGCUUGGAGACCUGCGUGCUGAGCUGAUGCAGUUUGAUGCUGGCCCCCCUAACACACUUGCUGAAGGCAGCACUGAGAGAAUCCAAUGGUUCAAAGAGUGGCUUGAUGGCACAGACGUGGUUCCUUCUAUUGACCUUCAGAACAUGACGCGAGACGAACUUCUGAACAUGGUAGAUGAGGAUCCAGACCUGCUGGCAGCUGCCCGGGCGCAGGGCCUCGUUGACACGCAGACUCUGCGCGUCGUGCGCGUGGUCUCCGCAGAUGUGUUGCGCCCUGCAGUAGAGGCGCACCACACCAUAAACUGGGAUGAGCGACUGCUGUCCAUUUGCGAUCAGCAUGGGAAGGUGCUCCAAGAUGACCCAUCUGACAAGACGGCGCAGGUGAAGUUCAGGGGGAAGAUCUGCGCCAGCGUGUGGCUACCGGUGGAAUGCUUGGUGGACGAGGGCACAGAUGAGCUGAACGACACCUUGCAGACCCCUUACCAGCCUCGAAAAAUGGAGGUUGCACCAGUGGAUGUACUCCAAAAGGCUGUGGAGGAAAACAGCUGGAUCAGCUGGAAGGUAGGCAUGGCGGAGCUGGCAGGUCGCUUCGCUGUUGCUGUAGAGGAGGAGAGAUGUUAUGAAGUGACGCGCGUGCAGUUUCCCGCGCCGAUUAGUCGCGGCUACUGGCUGCCAACGUGUGCUCUGCGAGAGGCCGAUGGUUCCAUAGAGGACAUGGACCUCAGGAUAGGUUCAGAGGACUCGGAGUCUGAUGACGACGACGAUGACGAUUUUGAGUUGGAGGAGGAACGGAAAGUUUUGCGAAUGGUGCGCAUUCCGCCAGUGGUAGAGGAUGUCAAAGCCGCCUUGGAGGCGCACCCUCAACUCGAUUGGCAGGACCAGCUCGCAUCCAUUUGCGGGAAGGAGGUGGAGGUUCUUGCAGACCUCCCGAAUGACAUCUCUAUUCUCCGAUACAAUGGUUCGCAGCCAUUGCUACCUACCCACAUCCUUCAGGAUGCUGCGUCUGAGGAGGCAGCGAGCCUCACAGACGAAGGUGGCAGUGCGAAAAGGCAGCGAACUGCUUGA
This is a messenger RNA of Symbiodinium pilosum, 2232 nucleotides long. NCBI's taxonomy places the organism in Eukaryota, Dinophyceae, Suessiales, Symbiodiniaceae. The record is from the annotation of a GenBank genome assembly.